Tripterygium wilfordii is the source of this 5154-nucleotide messenger RNA. Its product is annotated as putative E3 ubiquitin-protein ligase LIN-1. The record is from RefSeq and is a predicted model, not a curated record. Gene Ontology annotation, biological process: protein ubiquitination. NCBI's taxonomy places the organism in Eukaryota, Viridiplantae, Streptophyta, Magnoliopsida, Celastrales, Celastraceae. The transcript is spliced from 17 exons. The coding region runs from base 309 to 4898 and encodes 1529 amino acids. Gene Ontology annotation, molecular function: protein binding; ubiquitin-protein transferase activity.
CCUGCAAGUGGCCGGCUGUCUGUCUCUUGUGGACUUAGCAUUGAAAGAGAAGUUGUAUUUUUCUAUGAAAUUUACUUGAAGAAAAUUUCCAGCUGGUCAUCUCCAUGAGGUAGUACUUUGAAACAAUAAGCUCCACGAGGUUUAGUCUAUAUUCUGCUAUUGAUAUUGAGAGACUAAAGCUCUUGGGGAAUCGCCAGCGUCGACGACGAUAAGUUAAGGUGAGGUUUUUAUCGACAUAUGGUGUGUGUUUGUUCUGGAUGUUUGCAAUUAUCAGGGACUGAAAGAGGCUUAAGAGGGUCUUAUCAGAGAUGGCUGAGAACUAUAGGUUCCCAAUGGACCAAAAGGAUAUUGUUCGGGUAUUAGUCACCACUGUAGAAAGUUUUGUCCAAGAUCGGUUAAUCAAUAAAGAACAAAGGACCCAGCACAAAGAACAGUGUGCUGAAAGAUUGGCAGCUGAGGAUGGAAGCUAUGACAAGGAUGUGGAGGUCAGGUACUCGGAUCAAGCAGUAUUGGCAAAUUUGGACUGGGGUAUUGAAGCCCUUGAAGAAGCAAUCAACACGCCCAAUAUGGAAACUAAGCUUGCACAGUUAGACUAUGCACAGAAGAUGCUGCAUGUGUGUGCCAUGCUGAACUCAAACCAGAAAACUGCAGGAGUUCCCAAUUACUAUCUCUCUGCAUGGGCCCAUCUCAACCUUUCAUACAUGUGGAAAUUGCAUAACAAUGUCAACAAUUCAGUUCUACAUAUUCUUGAGAUGUUUAUUGUUGAUCCAUUCUUCUCACGGAUUGAUUUUGCUCCUGAACUCUGGAGAGACUUAUUUCUUCCACACAUGAGUUCAAUUGUCGGAUGGUAUUCCGAAGAGAGACACAGGCUUAUGAUGGAUCUAAUUCCUGAUUCUUCUGAUUUGUCCUUCACAGCUGAUUUGGAUCAAUUCUUCAAUGAGUCCUCGAUCCUUUCUAUGAGGCCAGAUCAACUAGAAAAACUGCAAAAGCUGGAGCAGCUUUAUGGAGAAUCAUUGGAUGAGAACACCAGGCUUUUUGCAAAGCACUAUAAGGAUUGUAUGACCUCUGAUUCAGGGAUAAGCAGAAAGGUCAUUCCAAUGUUGCCCAUUGCUGAGCCACCAAUGACUCCUUUGCAUGAAGUUAGCCGCUCCAUUCCUGAUUAUGUAAAAUUUGGUCCUAUCUUGCCAAAGAGUGCUGGGUUUUCUCCAGUUCUUCAAUCUAAACAUGGUGCAAAAGAGGCUAGCAGGCGCAAUAAAACUUCAACCCUGUCACAGAAUUUGGAAGAGUAUGCUAUUUGGGAUCCUCAAGUGCGCUUGCUUGAGGAGAAUGAAGGUGACUCUGAUUAUGAGCGUGAUGAUGCUUAUAUGGAUUCUGAGGAUACGAGUCAUGCCUUGAUAGCUCUUAGCAAGGUGAAAAUGACUGAGAAUCAAGAAUCUGGAUCAAAGGGACAGCUAUCUAAAAUUAAUAGCCAAACACAUUCUCCCACAAUUAUUUCACCGAAAUCAAAGAGCCGAGCACAUUCUCCCGCAAUAAUUUCCCCAAAAACAAAAAGCCAAACACACUCUUCGGCAGGAAUUUCCCCCUUGGAUUCCCCUAAAACACCAUGUCAAAAUUCAUCUAUGUAUGCAGACAUGCAUUCUAGAAAAGAACCAUCUGUACUGCGCCUUUCUUCCACCCGUGUCAAUGAUUUUACCAUAGCCAGCUCUUUGCCUAUUUCUCCUUGUGCUAGUCAUGAUGGCAGAAUCAGCCCAGGGGACUCAGAUGGUGAAGUGAAUGAGUUGCAGAAAAGUUGCUUGAGAAGCCAUGGACGAACACGGAGUAUGAGCUACGACAAUGUGAAUAGCCAAGUAGUAGAAAAUAGCAUUGUUGUUCUCUCCAGUCCUUUUAAUGAUAGUGAUGAGGGAAGCCAGAGCUGCAUUUCACUCCCCUUGUCUGAGAAGUCAACAUCUCGAUCCAGACCACCAAAAGACUUUGUCUGCCCUAUUACCAGCCAGAUUUUCAAUGACCCGGUUACUCUCGAAACUGGUCAGACAUAUGAAAGAAAAGCAAUUCAAGAAUGGAUUAAAAGAGGAAAUACUACAUGCCCUAUUACUCGGCAACCCCUUUUGUCAAGUACACUGCCCAAAACAAACUAUGUCUUGAAGAGGCUUAUAACAUCUUGGAAAGAUCAGUAUCCUGAUCUGGCUCAGGAAUUUUCAUAUUCUGAGACAGCAAUGAAUUCAUUAAGCCCUUCAUCUGCAAGAGAAUCUCCAGUUCUCUCCCCCUUGUCCAAAAAAUUUGAUUUUUCUAGUAAAAAGAGUACUGAUGCUUAUAAUAACUAUAGGAACAAAAGAUUUGUAAGAGCAGUAGUAGCUACAUCGCCAACCAGUGUAAUAUCUCAAGCUGCAGUUGAGACUAUCAUCAGUGGGCUAAAUCCUCAUGUUUCCUGUAUCUGCACUUCGGAGAACUUGCAAGAAUGUGAGGCAGCUGUGUUGGCAAUGGCCCGAUUGUGGAAGGAGUCAAAAGCUGAUCCUGCGGUUCAUUCUUAUUUGUCCAAACCGACAAUUAUAAAUGGAUUUGUGGAAAUAUUAUCUGCUUCUCUUAGCAGAGAAGUUCUCCGAACAUCAAUUUACAUACUCUCAGAGCUAAUGUUUGCAGAUGAAGGCAUUGGAGAGACUCUCACCAGUGUAGAUACUGAUUUUGAGUGCCUGGCUGCUCUGCUGAAAAAUGGGUUAGCUGAAGCAGCUGUGCUGAUAUACCAGCUGAGACCAGCAUUUGCUCAGCUUUCAUCUCAUGAAUUAGUACCCUCCCUUGUCCAUAUAAUCCUGAGCAAAAAUGAAGACUUGAAUGGCCUUCAAUUUUUGGUGGAGCCUAAGGAUGCUGCUAUAGUAUUGCUUGAGCAGAUACUGAUGGGAGGGGAUGAAAACAGCAGGUCCCUUAAUGCCACGUGUGUUAUUUCUGCAAAUGGUAUUCCUUCCUUAGUUAACUCUUUGGAUAGGGAGGAAGUAAGGAGGUCCAUUGUCUCCAUAAUGCUAUGCUGUAUGCAUGCUAAUAAAAGCUGCAGAAAUUUUAUAGCGAGGAGAAUUGAGCUGUCUCCUGUUCUCGAAUUAUUUCAUGAUGGAGAUGACAGCAUGAGAGCUGUAUGCAUAAAUUUUCUCGUUGAGCUAGUUCAGUUGAAUAGGAGGACAUUCAGCAACCAGAUCUUGCAGAUGAUUAAAGAUGAAGGAGCGGUUAGUACAAUGCACUCCUUUCUUGUGUAUCUUCAAAUGGCACCCAUGGAGCAGCAACCUUCCAUUGCUACUCUACUUCUUCAGCUUGAUCUUCUGGUUGAGCCUCGGAAGAUGAGCAUUUAUAGGGAAGAUGCUGUGGAAGCACUGAUUGAAGCACUCCGCAGAAAAGACUUCUCUAAUUGUCAAAAAAUGGCUCUAGAUGCUUUAUUAUCCCUUUCUGGUUAUUUGACUUCAUCAGGGAAGGUCUAUACUGAAGCCUGGUUACUAAAGCUCGCGGGGUUUGAUCAGCCUUAUAAUGCUUUAAUGAAGGCAGAGGAGCUUAUAAAGCUUGACUAUGAUUCUUUGGAAACCACGGAAGAUGAAGAGAAAGCUGCAAGCUCAUGGGAGAGAAGAGCAGCUUUUGUACUAUGCAACUACGAAAAAGGUUCUAUAUUCAAAGCUUUGGAGGAGUGCUUCAAGAGUAAUUCCUUAGAGAUCGCGAAAUCAUGCCUUGUCAUAGCCACAUGGCUAACAUACAUGCUUUCCCUGCUUCCUGAUACGGGUGUGCGGCAUGCUGCUCGCAAGUACUUGCUUGACGAAUUUAUUAAUGUUCUCCAGUCAUCUAAGAAUCUGGAAGAGAAAAUUUUGGCUACUCUUGCUUUGAAAACUUUCAUUGGUGAUCCAGCUGCGCUUGAGGAAAUGGGGAAGUAUGCUAAAUGCAUCUACAAAACAUUGAGAAAGCUUAAGAGACAUUCGAUUGUAGUCCCAGAUAUACUAAAAGCUUUGAUGAACUUAUCCUCAAUUGAUGCGAUGGAGUUGUGGAGUUCCACUGAAGUGGUUGAGUUAGAGUUAUAUGCCAAUGGUGAGGUUCUGUCUUUAUUGCAUCUGAAAGGUCGUUUUUUAAGUGGCCAUUCAGAUGGAACUAUCAAGGUCUGGGAUUCUGGAAAGAGGGCUCCAAGGUUGAUUCAAGAAGUUCAUGAACACAAAAAGGCAGUCACAUGCCUGUAUGUCACAUCUUCUGGAGACAAACUAUACAGUGGUUCCCUGGACAAAACAAUUCGGGUCUGGGCUAUUAAACCUGAAGCAAUUCAUUGUGUUCAAGUUCAUGAUGUGAAAGAGCCGGUACAUGACUUGACUGCUAAUGCUAAAGUUGCAUGCUUUAUAUCUCGAGGGACCGGAGUUAAGGUGUACAACUGGUCUGGGGCUCCAAAGCAUGUAAAUUUCAACAAAUAUGUGAAGUGCCUUGCCAUGGUGGGUGAUAAGCUGUAUUGCGGCUGCUCUGGUUACAACAUACAGGAGGUGGAUUUGUGCAAUUACACAUGGAAGAUAUUCUAUUCCGGAACACGGAAAUUGUUGGGGAAACAAAGCAUACAUGCCCUUCAUGUUCAUGAUGGUCUUCUCUUUGCUGGAGGUUCUACAGUUGAUGGCACGGCUGGAAGGACUUUUUCCCUUUCCACCAUGGAAAUAACUGGAUCAUUCUCAACUGGGUUUGACAUCCAACGCAUAACGGCCAACAAUGACUUCAUAUUCACCGCCACAAAAUGUGGGGUGAUUGAGGUUUGGUUGAAAGAAAGAGUAACCAGAAUCGGUGCCAUUAAAGUGGGAGCUGGAGGACACUCCAGAAUUACAUCCAUGGCUACAGAUCAAGAUGGAGGAAUGCUUUAUGCUGGCUCUUCUGAUGGCAAGAUCCAGGCUUGGUCUCUGGACUAGAAGCUCAUCCAGAAUUUUCAACGAGUCCGAGGUUGUCUUUGUAAAUUUGAUUCCUAUAGCUAAUGGUUAUUCGUUAUAACUGGAUACCUGACAGCAGCAUCUGAAGAAAAAAUCUGGUGCGUAGCGCUGAUUCUCUCUCAAGCAAGCAUUGUGUAUCAUAAACCGUUUAUCAAUCAAGUACUGUCAUGCUAAAUUUACGUUAAAUCCAAUUAUUAUGAUCCUAUUUAGUAUAUUUGUUGAUUGAUUCCACUCCCAA